Molecule: messenger RNA, 1133 nt
Organism: Glycine soja
Lineage: Eukaryota; Viridiplantae; Streptophyta; Magnoliopsida; Fabales; Fabaceae
Exons: 1
Coding region: 108-971 (287 amino acids)
Source: RefSeq, a predicted model, not a curated record
UUCACGUCCAGAAAAUGGUUGUUAAGUCACAAACAUAAGAGAACCUUAACGUUGGACUUCCCGUGGCUUGCAAAUAAAGAGGCUAAGAGUGUGUAGUAGUGUUUGUUAUGAUGAUGAUGAUUGGUGGUUGUAAAGAAAUGGGUAAUUGGAAGAAAAAAUGCAGAGAGUUGUUGAGGCCAAGAGAGGUCUUGUACCUCCUCACCAUCACAAUCCUCAGCCUCCUCCUCCCUUUGUCUUUCUUACUCUUAGCCACUCUCUCCGGUGCCCAAUACUACCUUCAAGCCCUCACUUAUUAUUCCUCACAACCCUUUCCCUAUCUUUUCCACCUUGCCCUCAAUAUCAACCCAUGUAUUCUUUAUUUUCUCGUGUCCAUUGUGAGCGUGGGGACCCUGAUCCAGGGGCUGAUGGGUAAAAUCACACUCUUGAGCGAGUUACCCUCCAAGUCCUCGCGUAUCUCCACAGCGUGGAUUUUGCUAUGCGCCUUUCAAGUUUGCGUUGGUUUGGGCAUUGAGGGAAGCAUUGCGGCCGGGCUUUACGACGAUGAUGACGUGUCAAGUUUUGGGGCCGAGAGAAGCCUGUUGAGCAGGAUGAUAUUUCUGUUGGGCCUGCACGAGACGACCCACGUUUGGUGUAGGAUGGUGGUGAGGCCCGUGGUGGAUGACACGGUGUUCGGUGGUGCCCGAAGGGAGAGGUGGGUCGAGAGAGUGGGCCAGGCUGCGGGCCUGGGCACGCUGUGGUGGUGGAGGCUGAGGGAGGAGGUGGAGACUUUGGUGGUUGUGGCCCAAGUGAAGAGUGAGCAACUAAUGGAUGUGGGCCUUGGUGACUUUGUUGGAUGGUGGUUGUAUUACCUCAUUGUCACUAUUGGGAUGGUCAGGAUCGUGAAGGGUCUCAUGUGGAUUUUCAUGAUUUCUCUAUGUAGAACAAGGCCAACAAUAGAGGUUGAAUCGAGUCAGAACGAUGACAAGGUGUAAUUAGAGUUCACCCAUUCUCUACUUUCCUUCUUUUUUUUGGUUUUCUAAUUCAGCUCCCUUUCUCCCCUCAUUUUGUUAUUUCGAUUUUCUUUGGUCAGAGACAUUAUUACAAUAUUGUAUUGAUGGUAUUAUUGCUCAACAUGUCUAUAAUUACUUCUUUAA